Messenger RNA from Saccharomyces eubayanus, 5778 nucleotides. It is a transcript of the gene DCK1, whose product is annotated as guanine nucleotide exchange factor DCK1. The transcript has a single exon. Gene Ontology annotation, biological process: small GTPase-mediated signal transduction. Gene Ontology annotation, molecular function: guanyl-nucleotide exchange factor activity; small GTPase binding. Bases 1 to 5778 code for a protein of 1925 amino acids. Gene Ontology annotation, cellular component: cytoplasm; plasma membrane. NCBI's taxonomy places the organism in Eukaryota, Fungi, Ascomycota, Saccharomycetes, Saccharomycetales, Saccharomycetaceae. The record is from RefSeq and is a predicted model, not a curated record.
AUGUCCCAAGAGGAUUCGCAGCGCUGGCUGCCUACGGAUCAACUAAUAUAUGGUGUGCUUGUAAAAUCUUUUCUUCCCUUACAAAGGCAUCCUAAAUUAGUGUAUGCGAAUAGCAAUUAUGCAAACGUGUAUGUUGGUGCCGAAAUUUACGUCUUCGAAGAAUCUGUGGAUGGGAAGUGGUGUAGAGCGUACCAAUGUUUAAGGCCCUUUCCUGAAGAAUUCAUAUCAAACAUGAAUUCUUCAAAUGAUGUUUUACCCGAUGUAAAACCAAAGGUGGUGAUACUUCCUAGGAAAUUUAUACAUUUCAAUCCUAAAAAAGCCGUUAGUACUAUGCCAUUUUUCAAAGCACCAAGCGCCGAGGAUUUUAAACCCUUGAUAAGUAAAGAAUGUGAAUCGCCUUCCUUUUGUGACAGCCUUUAUGUCAGUUCACCUGAUGAAAUAUCCACUGGUAAACCGAGAAAAGUACCGAGACCUCCUUUUCCCUUCUUUAGAUACCAAAAUAGGCCCUUUAAAGAUGAAAUGGGUCCCAUACUAUCUCUUAUUUCUUCCCAUGUUUAUUCGAUGUAUUCAAUUGGUGAGUUUGCUAUAUAUAGAAAAAUGAUAAAAUUGUAUUAUGACCUGGAUAUCAUACGAUUUAGGUUGUCAAUGGAUUUGACCACGGAAAGGGAGAAAGUUAAUCUCAUAAGAGCAGCAACUUCUUUACGAACUAAGAUUGCAAAAUUUUUGUCUUCUACAUAUAAGAAAAAUAAACUUCUCUCUAAUUCUACCCCAAGGAACCCUGAUCCAUAUGGUUUUGAAGGAAUAUUUGCUAGAGAUAUCAAUACCGGUGAACUGCUUACAUAUGACAUCGAAAAACUAAGAACUCUAGUAUCAUCUUCGAUGUUUUGCGGCUUGACUAACAACUUCCCUAUGCUAAAUGACACAGAUUUAGAGUGUCUGCCGUCGGCCAAUGAAAUAUUUGGUACAGUUAGAUCAAGUAUUCUGGUCAACUUGAAAGAUCUGGCAUGGGAUCCAUCCAUAUCAAACCCGAAUUACCAAGAGCUUUCUAUUUGUGUAUAUUUAAGAACUAAAGAGGAGGUUCUUACCGAGUCAUUCACCAUGACAAAAUCGUCCAAUAUGGAGUAUGCACUGGAUGAAAUUCCCGCAAUGCUAUUCAAGAACAUCCUAGAGACGAUAAUACAAAAACAUAAAAUAUACUUAGUGGUAGUCCUGAAGGAAACAGUGGCAAUUUCGGCUAGUAAUCCUCCAGAAAUUUCAUCAUAUGAUGUAUCCACGCAUGAAUCAAGCGUACAUUAUCCGUUCCCUCCUACUAAUUCACCUGCUGAGAAUAAGAUAGAUUAUGUGAAAAAGGGCUUAGCUGCGGGAGUGAUCGACAUAUCUCCAGUUUUCAAAUUUUACAAUGGUCCGGCUGUCUCAAAUAAAGCUCAGAGGUUCAACCUUUAUCUUUAUUGUUCUGAUUCUUUGGAGUCCACUCAAAGUUAUAACCUUUCAAACGAUGACGACUUAGGUUGGGGUGAUCUCACAAAGAGGAUCAUUGAUGAUUCAUCUGAGGGAAUCUCUGUUAAUCCUAGAGCAGUUUCUUUAUCGGUAACAGUUAAGGAAAUUAUAGGUAAAGAAGAUGUAGACAAAUUACUUUCGACGUCCCUAGUACCCAUAAGAACUAUUCCUACUUAUUUUUACGACACCAUGUUUAGUCAAUCAGAGAGAAUCUAUUUGAAUUUGGGGAGAGUGUCGCUUUGUGGACUCGCAACAUCAGAUACGACCAUCGAGAACGUUACUGUUCAAAUAUCUUGUAGAAACAAAAAUGUAAAGUUUUGCAAAAACAGACUUGAAGAGAGAACGGGGAACUGGAAGUUUGUUUCAGUGCAUCCAAACGAAAGCAUUGGCGAAGCAAUAAGAAUCGAAGGUGUCGAGAAUAUGAGUGAGGAUGAAACAUUAAGGGUACUCGUGUAUUUGAAUGGGUUCUUAAUGGCAAAAUCAAACAUCCAUAUCAAGAAAAAGGAUGAAAUAUUAGAAUAUAGAAAGGGUACUAUAUUCCAGAUAAUGUCAUCUCGUUCAGUCCCCCUAAUUCAUCUAGAGCUCGAAGCGUCUUAUUUUGGUCGAAAAUAUAAUGUAAAUCCAGCCAUUGCCAAAUUUCUGGUCCUUCCAAUCAAAGAUGUUGAAUUUGACCAAAAACUCAAAAAAAAUUUCGCGAUUGUAUUAAGAGAUUUAAACAAUAUUUCAUUUAAUGACCUGUUGAAACAUUUUGACUCCAUUUUGGCGCACUAUUUGAUGCUCCUCGAGUUCGUUGAUAGAGCCUGUGAUAAACGGGGUGUUCCUUCAAGUUUACCUAAUGUUGUGUUUAGUGAAUUUGUGAAAUUUCUAGAUUUGAUGUUAACGCACCAAGAAAGUUCGAGAUAUUGGUUUAAUAGACUGUACAAAAUGGUUUUAUCGAGAGAGCUAGAAUGUCCUAAUGUUGCACCGAUACUAAUAAAACACAUGACCAACAUCUUUGACAGAAGCCAUUCCACUUGGACUAGAACAGGAACGGCAGUGUGUCGGACUAUUCUAUACCUUAUGGUGUUAGUAAUUGGGUCAUCUCACUCAGACGAAAUACCUGAUUUUAAUCGAUUUUUUCAAAGUUUACACAAUUUUUUGAUGCUUAGCGAUGAUUCAAUUAUGGCAAAUCAGAUCUUAUUAAUCGAGGCAUUCCCUGCCAUGGUACAAACAAUGACUAACCAUUGUGAUGCAGAGGACUUGGUUCGUUUUGCGAUUGAAUUAUUUGAAUGUUGUCAAGAAAAGGAAAAGGCUCAAAAAAUAUAUUCCAAAUCACUUUCACCUAGAGAAGAAGAAUAUUUGAAUGCAAAAUUUACUUGUCUUUCGAAGAUAAUUAAAAAAAAAGUUCUUAAGAAAUAUUUACUCAGGACGGAAACUGUGAAUAAGCUGAGGUUACGGUUCUUAUCUAAAUGUCUUGAGUGGGUGCUUAUACCGUAUGCUCCAGAUGAGGACAAACGCUUUCAUGUAGAAUCCUUGCGGCUAGCUAAUACAGUUUUAAUUACAAUAAUUGAAGACUACAAAAUUGACAUGCUUCAGCGAAACUUAAUAAGAUUAUUACCAUAUUUAUGUAGGUCCUUUACUCAUUUGAGAAGGUACUGUAAGAAAGCACGUCUAAUGCGGCCUCGGAGAGUCUUUAGCAUGCUUUUCCCCAAUGUUAUGCCGUGUAAUUAUAUUCCAGUCGAUUCGAUUGUGAAUGAUGAGAUUGUUGUAGAGGUUCUUUUAGAAUUGGCCAUUAUAAUAUGUGAAAUAACGAAAAUUGCAUCAUGUACAUUUGCUUCGUACCAAUCAUUUGAGGAAAUAACAAACUUGUGCGAUAAAGACUUUCUUUUCCAAUCGAAAUUCUACUUACGAAAUUUAUCAAAUGAACAUGUUUACACGAUAACAAAUACAAUUUACCUACUUUUUAAGCAGGAGUGGUUCCCAGGGAUGAAAUGGCUUGGUGUAUCUGCAUUGUUAGGAAGAUCGUCCUUAGUGUUGCUUAAUUUGUGCAAGAAUUACAUCAUAGAAAAUAAUUCACCUUCCUCUUUGAACGGGUCUGAGGAACAGGUUGAUAUGCGACUUUGGGCAGAAUACUCCAAAGCAGUACUACUAGUUUCAAAUCAUAAAAGCGCCUCCCUCACAAAAUUAGCUAUAACGCCACGCAAGGCCGUUUAUUUGAUAUCAGGGGACUUGAAAAAAACUUCAGCAUAUAUACUAAACGACUGUUGGGAUGCUUUAGCUACUGGACAUUAUAAUGCCAGUUACGCCAAAAAAUUUGGUUUAGGGGCCUUGAGUGAUUGUCAAUUUGAACUUUUCGUUCACAAUCAGUUUCUAAUACGUGAGAUUUUUAUUUUUGCCUUCCAUAGACACAUAGAUGCUACUAGAAUAUGUUGCAAAAUACUAUGGGGACUAGGAUUAAACUUUUGGAGAAUAUUUGGGUCUCUACAACCAGCUUUAAAUGCAUGCAUUCCGGAGCUAUUCAGUGCAUACCAAAUUGGGAAACUUCAUUUAAAUGAUUACGAAUUGGAGAGAUUUGUCUCUUGUCUAUUUUUUAUGAUACAUAUUCCAGAUUCAGACACAUUUUUUCCAGCAUGCAUGAACGUUUUGAAAGAUUUGCUUGGUUUUUUACACAUUGUAAAUGAACUCUACAAGAUUCCUAAUCAAGAAGAAUUUGAUGACGAUCGAACAGCACGUUAUAUAGAAAUGUUCGAGUAUCUGUUAGAGGCCAACAGGCCAGAAUUGUUUCAUAAAAUGAUUUACGAUUUGUUUGUCCACUUUGUUCAGAAAAAGGAUUUUGUUCAAGCCGCUUUAAGUCUGGAACUUUUGGCAGGUACAUACGCAUGGGAUUCUAAUGACACACUGGAAGCGAUACCAUUUCCGCCGCUGCCAGAACAAUCUUCGUUUGAAAGAAAGGAAUAUUUGCUUAAGGAAUCUGCACGAAAUUUUUCCAGAGGUCAAAAACUAGAAAAAGCUUUAGCUGUAUACAAGGACUUGAUUAAGGCCUAUGAUGAGAUCAACUAUGACUUAAAUGGUUUGGCUUUUGUACACGACCAAAUAGCUGGUAUUUACACCAGACUGCAAUCUAUUGAUAGACUGGUUCCAACGUAUUUCAAAAUUUCGUUUAUGGGAUUUGGGUUCCCGAAAUCUCUAAGAAAUAAAUCGUUUAUUUUCGAAGGCCUUCCAUUUGAACACAUUACGUCCAUGCACGAUAGGCUUUUAAGAAGUUAUCACGGAUCUAAUAUAGUGCACUCUCAAGAAGAAAUAGAUAUGCUAUUGAUGAACCCUCCACUGGGGAAAUACAUCCAUGUUGCUUCCGUAGAACCGCGUUUGAGCAUAUCCGAUGACUACAAUAGUAGUGACAAAAAAAGCUCUAUUAAUAACAAAGUACGCAUGUACAUUGAAAACAGGAACUUGAGGACCUUCAGUAAUUCUCGACGCUUACCAGGAGCAAAAGGCGUUACUGACCUGUGGGUAGAAGAGUAUACCUAUCAUACUACAAACACGUUCCCAACUUUGAUGAAUAGAUCAGAAGUUGUCAAAGUUACUAAAAACAAACUUUCACCGCUUGAAAAUGCUAUACGUUCCCUAGAAGUUAAGAUACAGGAAUUAUAUGGGCUUGAAAACAUGUGCCAUAAAACUCUAAAAGAUCACGGAGAUGUGACCAAUUUAUUUAGCGAGCUUUCGACAAAUAUUACCGGGACAAUAUCAGCCCCAGUUAAUGGAGGCAUAUCACAAUACAAGGCUUUCCUCGAACCGUCUACUUCUAAACAAUUUAGUGCGGAUGAUCUAGCAAGGCUAACAUCAGCUUUUGAUGAACUUGUUGCAGUAUUAGGUCGCUGUUUGUCGCUGCAUGCUGAGUUAUUACCUUCUAAGGAACUAAAACCAUCACAUGAGCUUUUAGUGCGGCUUUUCGAAGAGAACUUUGCAGAGGAAAUAGAAAGAUACAGCCGCGCCAACGAUGAAGCCAUCGCUACCAGGGACAAGAAGGUGAAGGCUCGUAUACUUUCUUACAAAAGUACUUCCAGAAGGUCCUGUCUUUCUGGAAGGGAUCAUCAUACCAUAGGGUCUAAUCACAGCCAGUUUUUCCAAGAUCAGAGUGAUUCCUUUGGCCCGAACAGCUUACUUUUUGGGAAAUAUUUAACAAGAACAGUAUCUCAUUCGUCUACUACGAGUAGCAUAAAUAAAAGUGGAAUUGCUUCCGCAAAUGGAAGCUCCUCUUUAACAGGGUCACAUCCGAACACCAGUACAGAGCCCCAGCAAUAA